Messenger RNA from Mercenaria mercenaria, 2400 nucleotides. RefSeq lists its product as uncharacterized. The transcript has 11 exons. NCBI's taxonomy places the organism in Eukaryota, Metazoa, Mollusca, Bivalvia, Venerida, Veneridae. The record is from RefSeq and is a predicted model, not a curated record. Bases 22 to 1953 code for a protein of 643 amino acids.
UGCCUGUGACGUAGAACUGUCAUGGCGUCUGCAGCAAUGUCAGAUUUUGAAAACGGUGCUGGAAAUAUUAGUGAAAAAUAUGAAAUCGAUCCAAACAACCAGCAAUUUUCGAAUAAUGCAACGUCUCUAGAAAUUCCAGUGGUAGUGACGCAUGAGAUCAGCUCCAAUGACACCAAACCUGUAGCUGAGAAAGGUAUCAAAGAGGAGAGUGAGCUAAAGGAACCACAGAAGACGGACUCGGAGUUCAACGACCGUAGAAAACCGACUACAGAGCCCCCUGUUGUAACAACUCCGGAUGACGUCACAAGUGAGGACAAUGAUGACGACGCCGACUAUAUUGAAUCCGCCGGAGAUGAGAGAAUAGCGUGUAUUGAAGAAGAAUAUAUUCAGCGUAUCUCUAUAUUAGAACAAAGGCAUAAUGAACUUGAAAACGUCCUUGAGAGAUUGACGACAGCCGUAGAAUGCGGUAUUGUCAACAUAAAACCACAGGGUGUGGCUGAAAUAACACCAGAGGACACUGUACAAGUUGCUGAAAAGAAAGAAGGGACAACAGGAGGAGAACCUGAGAAAAAUGAAACAGACCUUACACGUGGACUCAUUCUAGACCUGUUUGUGGAAUUUCAGCACAAGAUUCGAAAUUUUGCGGAAGACCUUAAUGGGGUACUGAACUGUAGUGAGGCGGCAAUAAGGCACGCCAGGGUCGUACAGGAAUGGGCAACUAGUGUGCAGUUGAUGUUCGAGCAGCUCAAAGAAGAAAGGCACAAGAUUCUUAAUUAUAUCGACGAAAGGGAGAGAAAUAUGAUGGUUAUCAAGGAACAGUUUGUGGCAGAGUUAGAGGAACAAGGCAAGACGUUGAAGCAGCUGGUGGAAGAAAUGAUGUCGCACCAUGAACUGCAGAAAGAAGGCGAAGAGUAUUGUAAGACUAAAGUAGGAGACAGCGCCAGUAAAAGGAGUACUGUUGAAAAAAUUGUAGAUUUGUUGUUGAAAAGGAGAUUGGAAGAGGACAAAUCUAUCAUCCUUAAUCUAAAUAAACAAUCAAAGAUUUCAGAAAUGAAACUGUUCAUUAUUCACCAACAGAGUUGCAUACAACAGUUACAGGAACAAAAUAAAGAGCUUAGGGCCAUAAUAGAAGGGCUAAUGGGACCAGACGAGAUUGAAGAAGAGAACCCGUGCGACUCCGACCAGUCUGGCACUCCAGCUAGUGUCAGCAGUCAGGAACAGUGUUUAUUACGCCAAACGCUUGAAAAACAAGACAGCCCUUCCAUCAGCCUUGUUUCCGAUGUGUUGUAUUGUGAUAGAGGAGAAUAUUUGCCCGGAGGCAGCACAGAUGGUGAUGUAGCCACUGUACAAGCGUACGGCAUAGGCAGAGAUGCUGAUGAAGUUAACACUAGUGAGGAGAUUGUCUUUGAUCCACUUUCCGUGAAUUACGUGCGUGAACAAUGCCAACUUGCCGAAGAAACUGAGAGACAAGCACAUCUUACUGUACAGAAAGACGAAAACGUACAGCCUGUUACUGACAGUUGCGAUUGUGCGGAAAAAGACAAAGUUAAACAAGAACCAGGUGCAGAAAAUGACAAGGUUGAACAAGAAGCAGGUGCAGAAAAUGACAAGGUUGAAGAAGAAACAAGUACGGAAAAUGACGAGGUUGAACAAGAAACUGGUGUGGAAAAUGACAAGGUUGGACAAGAAACUGAUGUGGAAAAUGACAAGGUUGAACAAGAAACUGAUGCGAAAAAUGACGAGGUUGAACAAGAAACUGGUGCGGAAAAUGACAAGGUUGAAAAAGAAGCAGGUGUGGAAAAUGAGAAAGUUGAACAAGCAGUUGAACCAGCAACGGACAGGGCAGACGAGCACAAUGCGGCGGGUGAUGGUAUUGACGUCAUAAAUGAAAAAACGAUAUCACCGGAAACAGACGACAAAAAUUCUACUGAAAACAAAGAAGACGUCUUAUAAUGACCAUGAAUUAAUGGCGGAAAUGACAUUACAAAUCAAAUGAGUGGUGACAUUUCAUAUCAUACAGAAAAUAGUGCUAGGAAUGGUACUAUGGAGGAGUGAUAUGGAGGAGUGACUAAUAUUAUGCUUCCAUGUAUUGUUAUUGUCUUGGGGAGUUUAAAAUUAUUCUGGGAGAUAUUAAUUGAUAUUUCUUGUCGCUUUUGUUUCUUGUCAUUGUAUUUUACUCCAACUGUUCUAUAUAUAUAUAUAUACAUAGUCAGACAACAUUGCUUAUGUGUAACAUUGUUAAUAUAUUCAUGGCAUGUAUAUUUAAACGUCGCAUUUAUUGGUUGUUAUUUUGUAAUACAACAUGUUUUAGUCCGGAACGGUACAGUUCCAGUUGUUUUUUCGUUUUAAGUGUUAACAUGUUUAAUCCAUAUAUAACUAAUAAAUCCUAGUUUAAACAUA